Molecule: messenger RNA, 1375 nt
Organism: Physella acuta
Lineage: Eukaryota; Metazoa; Mollusca; Gastropoda; Physidae
Source: RefSeq, a predicted model, not a curated record
GAUUUCUUGUAACUAUCAGGCCAGGUACCCUGAUCUCAGGUGUGUGUGUGUGUUGGUGUGUGUCGUGUGCUACAGGUAGGUCACCAUAGGAUCGGUGACUCGAACCGCUCAGACCAAUGGACCGCUACAGACCAAAGAACGUCUCCAACCACUGGGGUGAUCAGACCCAGCGCUGGGCAGUCCGACAGUGGAGCCCGCCCCAGGGGUACGGCGUCUACCUGUUCAUCAAGUUCCCCGGUCGGGAUGUGGAGUUUGCUGCCCAGACGGUCGUGUUGGGAAAAAGGGCUGUCACCACUGCUCGGGGGGAGUUUAUUGGAAUAGCCAGGAAGGUACACGACCUGAGUUCGGGACCACGCCAGAAAGAGGCGCUCGUUGUUUACCUAUUUGAAUCCACGGAGGCAGCCACCAGAUUUUUCGUCAGCGAUACCCGAUUCAAGCAGCCAGACUUCCCUCCCCCUGCUGGUGCCUGUGAGGCGUGGACAGUGGUCAAGUUCUUGGAGACGAGAAGCGAUGACCUAUACAAGACCUACAUGCUGUGUGACAACACCCUCAGGUCCGCCUCCUACUCUGAGUACAAGGAACAGUUCGCACAUCCGUUUUCACAGCUUAUACUGGAAUAUGGCGGCCAGCCGUUCGUGGUCCAGUCCAUCGGGGUGGAGUCACUGAGGCGUCAUCACGUGGACCCCAACACCAUGGUGACGCUGCACUUGUUUAGGGAGGAGGACGAUAUCAAGAGGAUGAUGGGAGACCCACGCUACGAAGAAUUGAAGCGGCGUCAGAUUGCCAUGGCAACAGACUUCACUUCCGUGUUUACCAUUGACCCACAGGCGUGUCCAUAACGAGGGUGACCUAAAUAGCCAGUAUGGACAGCAGCGGGGGGUUAAAACAAUGAAUAAUUUGAAAAUGUAUUUAUGUCAACAUUUCUGUAUAAAAUAAUCUUGCAUAAAAAUAUCUUUUAAACAAGCAUUAUUUUCAUUGUAGAUACAGGACAGUCAUAUCUGAGAUUGUUUUUAACUUCAAUGACAGUACACCAUUUUAUCUGUGAUAUCAUUAAAGUAUUCUUAUUCAUAACACUUGUAAUUAAUUUUAACAAGACAUUAACUUAUCUUAUACCAAACAAGUGACUAUGUUUAUAUAAAUAGGGCCUAUGCGUCGACUAUUCUAAGACCUAAAACUGCAACACAUUCUUUUCUUACAUCUACUUCCAAUAACACAGCUAUCAGUAGUAUCAAGCCCCACGUAACGCCUUGUUACGCACAGCAGAAAUUUCACGCAAGGAAAUUGCACAUGCGAAAAAUUCCGCACAGAAAAGAAUGCUUAAAUAUAUAUCGCGCACACAGAAAAUGCGUUCUCACAAUACAAUAUCUCGCAUGUC